This is a messenger RNA of Onychostoma macrolepis, 858 nucleotides long. It is a transcript of the gene cald1a, whose product is annotated as caldesmon 1a. The record is from RefSeq and is a predicted model, not a curated record. The transcript is spliced from 6 exons. Lineage: Eukaryota; Metazoa; Chordata; Actinopteri; Cypriniformes; Cyprinidae. Gene Ontology annotation, biological process: actin filament bundle assembly; angiogenesis. Gene Ontology annotation, molecular function: actin binding; myosin binding. Gene Ontology annotation, cellular component: actin cytoskeleton. Bases 214 to 843 code for a protein of 209 amino acids.
ACUCGGCGGGUGAAGAAGGCGGAGGUCGGAUGGAGUGAAUGGCUUCUAAAGGGAGGAGCUUCCCAAACUCAAGAGUCCUGUUACUGAACGCUGGAGAUUUUGGGAGUGAAGGAACAGCUCAAGUCAUUUUCUCUUUGUAGGGUUCUUCGCACAUCUAAAGGACGCACACUUCGUUCGCCUCACCGCGCAGGGUCACGAUCUCAGGAUUGAAGCAUGGAUGAUGAUUUCGAGCGGCGCAGGGAGCUCAGGAGACAGAAGCGGGAGGAGAUGCGUCUGGAAGCCGAGAGGUUGGCGUAUCGUCGGAAUGAGGAGGAUGAGGAGGAGGCUGCUCGUGAGCGCAGACGAAGAGCGCGACAGGAGAGAAUGCGCAGUAAGGACAGCGAGGAUGUGGCCUAUCAACCCGAGACCCCAGAGCUCAACAACAGCCACAGCGUGACGGUGACAGAGAGUGUAUCCACCUCAGUGGUGACCUCCAGCGGGAUGGGCGAGGGGGACGACGAGGAGCUAGCCCUGCUGGAGCGCCUGGCCAAGAGAGAGGAGCGCAGGCAGAGGAGGAUGAAGGAGGCACUGGAUAGACAGGAGGAGCUGGAGAGCAGCCAAACCUCCCACCACAGCCUGGAGGAGAGCAGCGGAGGCCUGCGCCGCGGCCGGAGCUACGAGCCAGAGGAGGAGCACAACAGCAAGGAGGAGGUGAAACAGGUGGAAGAGGAGGAGGAGGAGGAGGAGGAGGAGGUCAUCACUAGAGAGGAGGUGCUGGUGGAGGAAAAGCCUCGGAGGUCUUAUUUGAGAGAACAGGAAUCUGUUGAGGAAAUAUCUAAAAUACCCGAGGAGUUCCAUUCAUAGGACAAUAAUGAGCGA